Messenger RNA from Cercopithifilaria johnstoni, 1081 nucleotides. NCBI's taxonomy places the organism in Eukaryota, Metazoa, Nematoda, Chromadorea, Rhabditida, Onchocercidae. The record is from the annotation of a GenBank genome assembly.
AUGGAUGGAUUUUUUAAUGGUCGACGACUAUUUGCUGCCCCUCAUAACGGCGCGGUUCUGGUAAGCGGUGACCGCUUGAGAAAUCCACGAAACGUAAGUAUUUUGGAUGAAGACCCAACGUUCUCUGUUUAUAACUUCCCAUCACAUAUGGACCAUUAUCCUGACGAUUGUUUGUCGAUAAGGCGGAGAGAACGCGAAGCUCUUAGUGUUCCUGUGUCUACGGCAACAACUCAAAACGACGGAAUUAUUGUUCCUAUAAUUCGUCUCGAACGUAGCAAUAGUAGCAGUAAUAUUUCUCUCAACCGUUCAGUGGUGCGGGAAGUUCCUAUACAAAUCGUGCCAGCAACAGGCAGUCAUAGCCAAGUGCCGCGGUCAAACUGUUUACCUUCAUCUACUUUAUCAACCAUCGGCAGAUUUCCGGUGAAUGAUGCAGAUGAAGCUUGUGUGAACCUGGAUGUUAAUCAAGGCCACAAGUCACAAGAAAAAGCCGAUGUCAACAAGAAAAUUUCACUACCGAAAAAGCCUAUUUAUGACAGUGUGGCAUCGGGAACUUUAUUUUUAAAGGAUUUGUCUCGUAAUUUAUCGGGAACUAAGCCAACAAAGCUUCCAGUAGCUGCGGAAACAGUAAGGUUGAAAUCAAAUAAUGGAGGAUUAAUGGAAGGUGAUCGCGUGGUUUGGUUCGAUGCAUUGGGUAUACCGCGCCGAGGAACAGCUCGAUGGAUUGGUUAUCUGCGUGGACAUACGAACAUUUACGUUGGAGUUGAUUUUGAUGAAGCAAUAGGUGGUGGAACAGGAUAUUUUGAAUGUGUUGAACUAUUCCGUUGUGCGCCAAAUCAUGCUGGUCUAUUACCAUUAUCGGUAUGCAUGAAAGAGGCAGAUAUGGAUGAUGAGAAAAACAAUACCUUAGAUAUUGGAAGCCUUGGUUUACGACAAUCUUCAUCGGAACCACAACAGCAGCAACAGCAAUCGCUACCGUUUCCGAUUCGAAUUCAUGAGGAUGUAUCUUCUUUACAUGCACAAUCGUUGUUGGUUAACGAAAAAAAAAAUAAAGAGAUAUCCAAGUUUCCGCAAUUUACUGUAG